AUGGAAGACGAGGAAGAGGAGGAGGAGGAGGAAGAAGAAUUCAAAACAAGCCUUAAACCUUCGAAAAACGCAUUUAACCAAAGCGGGACUGUCCAAAUCGAAAAGCUUCCUCCGAGCCAAGGGAAGGAAAAUGAAUCUGCUGGAGUAAUUAACGUUGGCCCCGUACCUAUUCAAAAGUGUGUCCAAGGUGUAAAGUUUACAGGAGUUGAGGAGGACGACGAAGACGACGAAGACUGGGAUUUAUCAUCUCUAGUAGAAGAUGAGAAACCAUCGCCAGCAAAAGAUGAACAACCUUUGUUAGCAAAAGAUGGAGAACAUUUGCUAGCAAAAGAUGAGAAGCGUUUGCCAGCAAGAGAUGAAAAAGUUAAGAAUGCACCUGCUGUUGAAAAGAAAGAUUUGAAAGCGGCACCCACGGUCCAUGCAUGGGGAACUCCAUGCGUAGGGAAACCAACAAAGGAAGAAGGCCUUCAAGAUGAAGAUAUGAGCACAAAAAGCAGCUCACCCACUAUCACAGACUGGAGCGACGCUUCGGUUAUUUGAUUCUUGCAGAUAAAACCUCAUUCCAAAGACAACAGUCUGAUUCCUGUUCGUUUUUUUCUUGUGGGUUAACGUUUUUUUCUUGUGGGGUAACCUUUUGUUUACAAAGCUCUGGUGUCUUUAGUUGAUUUAAUGCAGGGCCGAUUAAUACUUCACUAAAUCUCCACUUUCAGGUAAGAAUUGUUCAUCAAUAAACAGCAUUAACUGAUCCAGUAUUUUAAGUAAUCUUUUUAAAAAAAACGUUUAUACAUAACUUGAUAUAAAAUGUGAACAUUUUAAAUAAACUAUUUAUUUUAACUCAAAGGUUACUUUCUUCCUUCACAAACAUGCAGAAAAUUACAAUGAAAUUGGCAUCCCACUGGCGGCCAGAGGAUCCUGUUGAUCUCUAGUGGUUCCCUGAGCAGAAGAGGGGUUGGCUUUGUAGGAGAGUGCCCCUGCGCACCUCACCAACUCACUAUAUUUGGCCCACCCUGUCCAUGUUAUUAGGACCUUUUCAAGGCCUUGCAAGCAAUACUUAACUGCUGGGACAAUGCAUAACAGCUGCACCAGUCCAGCCAAGCUUAAACCACAAAAAGUCUUGUAGCACCUUGAGGACUAACAAAUUCAUUGUGGUGUUAAGCGUUUGUUCCCAGGUAGGCAUGGCAGCCUAGAUCCUUGCCUAGCGGCAGUGCUUAGACAUUUAAAUGCUUUGAGACACUGAGACCAAAUCCAGCCUCUGCACUUCCUUGCCCUCUUCCACUGCUUAAUACUGUAUGUACAAGCAGAACUUGUACAUUCUGUCUUACAGCAAGAAGAAGAAAUUGACCGAGAGGGCUGGUGGACAAAUAGUGCCAAGACUCAGCCCCUGCCACCUCAGUGACUUGGAGCAUUUGAAAAUAUAAUCAGCUUCUGUAGAUGAAAAGAUGUCAUUAUUGACAUAUUUGCUUGAAUCAAAAUCUGGAAUGAAUGCUGUAGGGAGAGGGUAAAACUUGUAAAAAUGAGGACAUUUAUCCAAGGUCAAUAGUGUUCCUCCUUAAAUAAAAAUAGCUUAUUG
This is a messenger RNA of Zootoca vivipara (common lizard), 1570 nucleotides long. Lineage: Eukaryota; Metazoa; Chordata; Lepidosauria; Squamata; Lacertidae. The record is from RefSeq and is a predicted model, not a curated record.